Molecule: messenger RNA, 996 nt
Organism: Aricia agestis (brown argus)
Lineage: Eukaryota; Metazoa; Arthropoda; Insecta; Lepidoptera; Lycaenidae
Exons: 2
Coding region: 69-776 (235 amino acids)
Biological process (GO): regulation of transcription by RNA polymerase II
Cellular component (GO): nucleus; transcription regulator complex
Molecular function (GO): DNA binding
Source: RefSeq, a predicted model, not a curated record
CUACGCAGUACCGCAAGUGACUUAGUAGAGGACGCAUCGCACGCCGCUCACUAUAAAUCCUCCUCAAAAUGGAAGAAAUCGACGUUGAUCUAUUGAUAUCGGAAGUCCAAAGUCGCCCGGCUCUAUGGAAUGACCAAGACAUCGAUUAUUAUAAUGUGGAGGAGAAAAAAUGGCUCUGGGAGGAGGUAUUAGACGAUAUGACCGAUCCGUACUUAUCGCUUGCACAAAGAUCAGUUCGAGGGGAAUUAAUAAAAAAUAGGUGGACAGUGCUUCGAGAUAAUUUUGUUAGAGAACGACAGAAAGAAAUUGAAAAUAACGAGAAAGGAAUAACGUAUUACAAAACAACACAGUGCGAGUACUACAAUCGACUGAUGUUUCUAGCACCGAUAGUGGAAAACAAAGAUAAUAAUACUAAAGAUAAUAAUAAUACAAAACAAACAAAUCAGCAGAGUGAAAGUAAAAAAAGGUCAAAUAGAUUACAUAUCGAUAGUAUGAAAGUGCCUCCAGCAAAAAAGUCGAAAGACGAUAAUUCAGUACAAAAAAUGGUAAAUGUUUUAAAAUGUGCAGCUGAACAAUUACAUGAGGAAGACGACGCUGACCGGCAGUUCUUGUUGUGUCUGGUAGAUGAUUUAAAAAAGGUGCCUCGAAGAUCAAAGUCGAGAGUAAAGAUGAAUAUUCUGAGAUACAUCACCGAAGCUCAGGAGCGGGACCAAACCGCAGAGGACAGGACGAAGCAAAUAGCUGAUGAAAAUUAUACCGUAAUCACAUUUACAUAAUCUGUUAUCUGUUAGGUAACAUUGUUGAUCAAAAUAGUAGCGCCUCUAAGUAACAAAAAAAAUAUAAACACUGACCAAGAAGAAUACUGAAUAACCUUUCGCAUGUUAAAAUGUUAGUAAAUUUUGUUCAUAAAUAAAACACUUUUUUUGUCAUGUUUGUUGGUCGUUUAUUUGAGUUGUGAUCUUUAAUUACGAAAAAAAAUAUAUUGGUUAUAAUCAU